UCAGAACUCGUUCCCUUCGGACAACACACUUCUCCUGCGCCGCUGUGUCGCGAUAUCCGAAACUUGCGGCACCUCGGAUUCUCCAGAGAGCCUCAGCAGCAGCAGGUCCGAAUUUCUCCUGAAAACAUUUCGGAGCACAGUCGAAAAAGGAAUUCGAGCCGUCUUUGUCUGAAGUUCUUGGUGUUUGAAGAAUCGACUUUUUGCGUCGUUGGUUUCAAAUUGUGGGAUUUUCGAGCGUAAAUGUGAAGAAACUGCUAGCACAAGCCAAUUGACCUAGUGAAAAGUUGAGAGAAUCGUAGUACAUGAUAGCCGCAGUCGACACGACGCGAUUGAUUAGUGAAUACAUUUGCGUAUGUGAUUGACCAAGUCUAGUGCCAGAGUUGUUCCAGUUUGCUGCUGUGUAUGCAAAAGAGUGUGUGUACCCCGUUACGUAAGUGUGACUCGUCCUCAACUAAAGGAACGUGAGGAACAGUGCAAAAAAAAACGAACAGCCGCAGACAACUACGACAGGUCAAGAAACAGUACCCACAGUAGAAGAAGCAACAACAAAAAAUCGAAGAAGACAAGCGAAAAUUAUCUGUGGAGCGAACGAGACUUCGAACAAAAAAAAAAGCAGAAUGAGCAAUAAAGUCGAGAUAACCGGCGGCGACAAGAUGGACGAGGAAAUUAUGGCCGACUUUAGCCAGCGGUUCAACGAGAUGCGCCUGCGGAGUCACCUGGUCGAUUGCACCUUCAAAGUGAACGGCGGGGACAAGCUGUACAACUGCCACAAGCUGAUCCUGGCCGCCGCCAGUCCGGUGUUUGAGGCCAUGUUCUACGGGGCACUGGCCGAAAAGCAGACGGUCAAGAUUGCCGACAUUCGGCCGUGCGUGUUCGAGCGGAUGCUGGACUUUAUCUACGUGGGGACGGUGGACUUUGACGCGAUUGCCAACAUUGAGGAAACGCUUGAGCUGUACUAUUGCGCCCAGAAGUACAUGAUCGACAGUUUACACAAGCAGUGCGUCAAUUACUUUGGCAACAACAUCAAGCCGAACAACGUGCUGAAGAUUCUGGACAUCGCUUACAGUAUGAAUCUGGAGGACAUUAUCUUCUCGUGUUUGUGCGUGCUGAAGCACUUUCUCUCGUCCGGCAUGAGUCUCAGCAAUAUCAUCCUGGAGAGUAGCCAUCACUUGUCCAAAAGCUGCGUUGAUUUAAUCCUCGAAGACAACUACGAAGUGAAAGACAACAUAAUCUGCAUGAUUCGUGCCUGGUGCAUCACCGAGUGCGAGCAGAAUCGUCUCGAAAUGUGCAGCGACAGUUUGAAGACCGUCCUCCAAGACAUCGAGCUCCCAGAUAAGCUCAAAGACACCAUCGUAGACUGCAGCUUCACCAGCUUCCAGCCGAUCACCACCGGCGAUAAGUACAGCUGGACGCCGAUCCAGCGAAUCCACUACAAAGCCGUCCGGCCUCUCAUCAUCGGUGAUGAGAUGAGCUUCGAGGCGAGUCUCACCUGCAAUCGCUUCAUCGUACUCAAAUCCCUCUCGGCCAACACCCGGCUAACGCCCCAACUACUCACCCUAGAUCUUCAGCGUCGCGACACCUACACCGAAAACGUUACCGUUGAGAUUUGCUCCAAGUUCAACAACAAGGUCGAAACGAUCUAUCAGGAGCAGCACCUGAUCUGUGAUGUACCCUUCAACACCAGCAUGGAAGUCAAGCUGGAGCAUCAAAUUGUCCUCUUUCCGGACAUUGCCUACCUGGUGCGCAUCAAGUGGGGACCGGAAAGCCUCGGCUACGAGUACCCGCGCAGUAUUCUGUCGUCGUACGGCAAGAGCAAAAACUUCCGGGUCAAUUUUAGCGAGAACAUCUAUCUCGAAACCGAUGGUAGCAUUUUGAACGGAAUCGUUUGCGAUCUGUACAAGUGAGGAGGGCUUUCAAAUUCUAGCUAGAAGACGAACGCGGGGUGAUGUUUCCGAUCAUCCUGAUAAACUAUUCUUAAACUACACUAUACUGAGAUAUUCGUUCAUCCUAUGAUUAAAACUUUUAAAGUGAAUGCUAACUAUAGAUAUCAAUUCUAAUAAAUUUCAAAUUACCUGUAUCAGAUAAUUGACUAAACACAUGCUGUGCAGAUGUGAAAUAAACUCUAUGAAAAGUU
This is a messenger RNA of Culex pipiens pallens (northern house mosquito), 2134 nucleotides long. RefSeq names its product kelch-like protein 25. Bases 618 to 1904 code for a protein of 428 amino acids. Gene Ontology annotation, molecular function: protein binding. Gene Ontology annotation, cellular component: P-body; cytosol. NCBI's taxonomy places the organism in Eukaryota, Metazoa, Arthropoda, Insecta, Diptera, Culicidae. The transcript has 2 exons. The record is from RefSeq and is a predicted model, not a curated record. Gene Ontology annotation, biological process: neurogenesis.